AUGUUCCUUUUAAAGCGCUUUUGCAGCGGAUUCCAGCGCAUAAAUGGAGUAACUAAAACAGCUAAACCAGGAGAUCGUCUUAAUGUGCAGGGUUGGGUACAAAACAUAAGAAGACUAAAGAAAAAUAUUUUUUUCGACUUAAGUGAUGGAUCUACAGUGCAACGCUUUCAGGUAGUCAUUCCAAAAGAAGCAGAUGCGAAGGAUAUUAGCGUAGGCAGUAGCGUCAGCGUAAAUGGAAUUAUACAGACUGCACCAAACGGUCAGCCCGAACUGCAUGCUGAACAUGUGAAAGUAAUAGCUGACGGGAACAUAGCCGAUGGAUAUCCUUUUACACCCAAGCAGCAACACCCGCCAGAAUAUGUGCGUGAACAUUUACACUUACGCGCGAGAGUUGAUUAUAUAGGAGCACAAAUGAGGGUACGCCAUCGCGCAUUGAAAGCGAUACAUGACUAUAUGGAUGCAUCGGAUUUUGUUCAGAUCAAUACCCCUGUUCUUACAACAAACGAUUGCGAAGGCGCUGGUGAAGUUUUCCGGGUACAACCAGAUUCUUCUGCGCUCCUCAAGGAAAUGGCGCGCCCAAAUAUUCCCACCGAACAAAGCUAUUUUGAUGAUAAAGUUUUUCUUUCCGUUUCCGGUCAACUACAUUUGGAAGCUAUGUCAUACGGCCUGGGUAACACGUAUACACUAUCACCGGCGUUUCGGUCAGAGAAUUCCAAAUCACCGCUUCAUUUAGCAGAAUUUUACAUGUUCGAGGCAGAGUUAGCAUUCAUUGAAGAGAUUUCAGCAUUAAUUACAUUUAUUGAAAAAAUGUUAAAAGCAGUCACUGCCCAUGUCAUAGAAUCAGCUUCCAAGGAUAUUAGAUUUUGUCAGGAAAGAUCUUUGGGUUAUGCUUUUCAACUAUCUUGGCUAAAUUCAACUUGGACUACGGUUAGCUAUGACGACGCUCUGGAAAUUUUGGUUGCAAACAAGCACAUUUUUAAAACAGAGAUUAAACCCGCAGAGGGCUUCUCUAAAGAACAAGAGCUGUUUCUGGUCGAACAUUGUGGAACCCCGGUAUUUGUCAUCGACUGGCCCACGAGUCAAAAGCCGUUCUAUAUGAAAGCAGUACGAACAAAUCCUGAACGGGUACAUGCCUUAGAUUUGUUAAUGCCUGGGGUGGGUGAAUUAUGUGGUGGAGGCAUACGUGAAAGCGAUGCAAAUAUUCUACGUGCGCAUCCACAACUUCCAAACGGGUUGGAAUGGUAUUUAGAAUUGCGAAAGUUUGGUGGUAUACCCACAGGUGGAUUCGGUAUGGGAUUUGAGCGAUACUUGCAAUUGAUUACAGGUGUUAAGAACAUAAGAGAUGUUAUACCAUUUCCAAGAUAUCCGCACAGUUGUCUAAUGUAGUUCAGAAAUAUAUACAUAUACAUACAUACUUAUUUACAUAUAUAUAU
Rhagoletis pomonella (apple maggot) is the source of this 1433-nucleotide messenger RNA. It is a transcript of the gene AsnRS-m, whose product is annotated as probable asparagine--tRNA ligase, mitochondrial. Gene Ontology annotation, molecular function: ATP binding; asparagine-tRNA ligase activity; nucleic acid binding. The record is from RefSeq and is a predicted model, not a curated record. Gene Ontology annotation, biological process: asparaginyl-tRNA aminoacylation. The transcript has 4 exons. Gene Ontology annotation, cellular component: mitochondrion. NCBI's taxonomy places the organism in Eukaryota, Metazoa, Arthropoda, Insecta, Diptera, Tephritidae. Bases 1 to 1386 code for a protein of 461 amino acids.